UGCCGGCACAUUCCGGGCAGGCGCACUGGGCGGCGCGGGGCGGCGGCGGCGGCAGUGCGCGCUCGGAGCCCAUGGAGGCGGCGGGGCCGCAGCCGGGGCCGGGCCCCGCGGCGGGGCCGCAGCCGGGAGCCGAGGAGAUUGACAUGUCCCUGGAUGAUAUCAUAAAACGCCACAGGAAAGAGCAAACAGAUGCCAGCGCUGCAGGGGACGGGCGAAGGCAGCAGGUCAAGAACAGGAAUUCGGCAUACGGGUAUGGACCCCGUUUCCGCGCCUGGAUGCAGAGGAAUUUGCAAGGACCUAACCGUUUUAGAAGAGGGUUUGGACAACAACAAUACAAUCGGAGGCAGUUCAGGAAUACUGUGCCCGGUCCCAGGAGAAGACCAGCUGCUGCAUUAAAUGGAGUGAGCCCUUUAAAUCGCCAGGCAUCGGCUCAAGAGGGCAACAAGAACAACGAUGCUUUCACCAAAAGCAGCAGCAGCAGCAGGCAGCCAGAGGGACGGCGACGGCCACCCCCAGGCCCCAAGAGAUUUAGAGCAGCUGCUGCCAGCACCAACGCCCCGGGGAGAAGCAGGCCUUUCCUGCUAAACAGGGGACCAGCCUUCCAGCAGAAGCGGAUGCAGCAGCGGUUCUCCAAAGCCAACUUUCAGAGAGGGCAGAUGGAUGCUAAUGGAGAAGGGAAACCACCAAGGAUGAGAAGGUGGCAAGUGAAACCCAGCCCCGGAGCAGUUCUGACGGUUUCUGUGGCUAAUCCCCAGGCGGGCCAGACCGGCGCGCCCGGAUCCAAGCGCCCGUUCCUGCGAAGCCAGAGGCCCCCGCCGCGGGUGGCCAAGCCCCAGCCCAAGGGAGUGCUGCUGAGAUUCAACUUCCGCGCGAUGGCCAACCAGACCAGCCUGACGCUGGAUGAGAGAUUCUCUGGUCUGAGGAAUAAGAGGCGCUUUACAGCAGCCAGGAGCGCCGGCCGGACAGUCACCAUGCCUUAGCACCGCAUGCUCGUCACAGGGACUGCCCAUAACAGUCCAGGCCCUGUAACGGGCAGCUCAAUAAAACUCGAUAGAUUUCCUCUGAGAUAGCUAAUUUGGCAAUGUGCCGUCUCUUUCCUUACACGCAGAAUGAAUGAGCGAUUGAGGGCAGGGAUGAGGCAGGAUGAGAAUUGGGGCCAGAGCACAGGGCAGGUGGGACAUGAGCAGGGUGGUGGAGGGGGACGAGCGAAGAUGGAUUUGCUGGGAGUGCUCUGCAGGGGAGCCGUGGGGCUGGCACCAGCCCUGUCCCCCUGCCAGGGCACCCUGUGCUGCCUGGGGUGACUCCUGCAAGAGGGAGGGGGGACCAUCUCCAAGCCAUACCCGACGAGCCUUCCCUGUGUUGUCCCAUGGGUGGGAAAGGGUUGAGGACACUGUGCCUGCCUGCGUGGGAGACAGAGCGGGAAGAGGAGCAUGUGUGGGGCUGAGGGACGUGCCCCAGCAGUAGCACCAGUGGGGAUGCUCCAACUGCCCAUGUUCCCUAGCAUCCAUCUAAUUGCCCCAUUUGUUGUGUGUGCAGGCAUCCCUGCCCGGAGGUUUGCAGUGUAAGACCCCUCCAUCCUGAAAAUGUCUCGCUCUGCCCCAAUAGUCAGGCCUGAGCACCUUGCAUUUCUCUUUGGUUUGCCGUGCUGUUCUGACUGCUGCUGCUGGCCCAGUUGCAGGGAUGGGGUGAGAUGUGCCGUGCCAUGCCUCUGGAGUGACUGUCCUCGGUGCGGAGCACAGACAGGCUGCCCCAGCCCAAAUCAGGUUUUCCAGUGCUGCAUUAGGGAUUUCAUAGGUACAGCUCCACCCAUGCUCAAAGCACUGGCAUAAUUGAACUAGCAGCUGCAGGAGAGAGGCCAGGCUCCACAGCAGUCUGAUGAACAUUGGCUGAGAUGUUAAUGAGGUGGGUCUAGACAUUUGUUAAUGAAGCCCUGCACCAACCGUGAGUCACUGAUCCAUUCUCCACCCACUGCUGUAACCCAGCGCCGAAAGUGCUGGACACAGCCUGUUACUGGGCUCCAAGCUAUACUUAUUAAAGUAAAUAUUUGAUAGACUGCUUUACAUUUUACACUGAGCAUCUUUAACAAGAGACUGGACUCGACGUUGGUUUUACAGGAAUGUGUGAAAUGUUGUUAGUUGAUGUGCUGAUGUACGAGUCCAAUGCACUGAAUAAAAGACUAACUUGUCAAAUGUC
Harpia harpyja (harpy eagle) is the source of this 2193-nucleotide messenger RNA. RefSeq names its product UAP56-interacting factor-like. The record is from RefSeq and is a predicted model, not a curated record. NCBI's taxonomy places the organism in Eukaryota, Metazoa, Chordata, Aves, Accipitriformes, Accipitridae. The coding region runs from base 72 to 980 and encodes 302 amino acids. The transcript is spliced from 9 exons. Gene Ontology annotation, molecular function: mRNA binding. Gene Ontology annotation, biological process: mRNA export from nucleus.